AUGCUAGAAAAUGUUAGCAUGACCUCUGCUAGGAGAGAAAAGUUGUCCUCAAGAGGUCUGAAUUCUCAGGGUAAUGAAGCUUCAGCUGGAAAGCUCUCUCUGCAAAGAUACCCCUUACUAACUUGUGCCGACCAAGAGGACCAAGUGUCCCUGUCAGGAAUCACUGAACUUUUAAAUGUUACCAAGAAGCCUCAAGCACCGUUUUUUAAAUAUGACCUAGAGAUACCUCCUCAGGCCAAAAUCGCAUCUGUACCGCUUUCUUCUCUCCCACUUAAAAUUCAGCAACUAAUGUCAUCCAGAACUAAAAAUGUCUCUGAAAUAAGACAAGCUCCAGAAAUAUCAAGUGUUACUUAUGUGUGGCCAGUAAUAAAGAUGAAAGAUCCUUCCAAAUCCUUUUUGGCCAUUUUUCCAAAGUCAUUAACAGCAACCAGCCCAAACUUAGCAAAACACAGUUCUAGUCUACAGGUAGUAAGUGGAGAUGUGCAAUGUUCCCAAAUAACCCCAGUGAAACAGCUUGUACAAGAAGAGCUACUGACAGCAAGAUCUUGUCCUCUUACUGUAAAGUCAUCUAACAGCAUUGUUUCACUGAUUUUAAAAUCAUUGACCAAUACCAAGAAUAAAGAUUUAAAAAAUAUUUUACCACUUCAAUCUAUCAGUCCUACUGGAGACCAAAUAGAAAUUCCUCUCUUUAAGCAUAACGCUUUAGUGAUAGAUAAUGGACGAGUCUACCUCCUAUAUGUAACAAGGGAUGAAGCUCUGUCACCAGAAAUGGAAAUACACACCCGCAAUAUGUUGCUCAGGAAGACCACAGUUUAUCUCAUUACAUGUAGUGCUAUCCAUGAUAUAACCAGCAAAGUUCCACAUCCACUGCUGUCAAGAAGGGACCUGUAUUUUGUAAAACAGAACGUAAAAUGUCCUACUACCCCCCCACAUCAACAUGAAACUUUGAAUGCAACACUUUUCUCUUCACACGGGAUGACUACCAUGUCUCAGCCCAAGCAGUGCUCUCCUUUUUCUAGGAAAGGACAACAGUUCCUCAACCAGACUGUAUUUCCACCUGAAGAAGACUUGCAAAAAAGAAAUGGAAAAGAAGCACAUCAGGAAGAAGAUAAUGAACUAAGAAAGAAAUCUGGUAUUGUUAAAGAUGUAAGGGUCUAUCUCAAGAGGAUAAAUCCCACUGAAUUUACAGGGGAUUCUGGCAAAUCUUCUGCAUGUAAAUGGAAGGUAACCACCAGGACAGAGAAAUGGAAAAACAUGUCAAAGGUAUUUGAUUGUCUAUAUACACAAGUAAUACAUUCAGUCAUCUUUAAGUGAUCAUUACAGUGCACUCUUCAAAACUUUUCAUCUCAGUUGCUGAGAAACUAUAAUAUUCUCAUGAAGUUUCUAGUGAGAAAUCAGGAUUGGCAUUCACAAUCUAUUUACUGGGGGAGCCUGAUCAGCAUCUUAGGGGCUUUGGCAUCUUGUUCUAUUCAGUCCAUUGGGAUCACUGCAGCUUUUUCUUUUUAGAGCUUUUUGACUUAGAUUUAAUUUCUUCUUUCUCUUUUUUCUGCAGAAGAAACUGGAGGAAAUCUGUCCUAGUUUAUAAUCUUCUUAUAGAAAUUAGAAGUAUCUUUGAGAAAGAGGGCUGUCUUUUGUGCUCAGAUUUUGCUUUCAAUACAUACUUUGCCAUGUAGCUGUGAAGGUUUUAACUCAUUUGACUCCUUGUCAUAAAACAUUUUCUACAUGAGAAUCUUGCCAUGUUUGUAAGGAUUUACAGUGCUGAUAUUUUUAAUAUCAGGGACUAUUGGUAGAGUAAGGACACUCUGCCUCUGUUGAUAGUCCUGAGUUAUCAGCAAUAUUUUGGCACAUGAUAGCUAAAAUUUCAGGAGUAUUGUCAUAUAAAUCAUUAAGACCAAAUAAGGACUUGAGUUUAAUUUUUCGGCUUUUUAAGCAUUCCUUUCACAACUCCAUUUUUAUUUCCUACAAAAUUGCUAAACACAGGAUGUGGAAUAAACGAGAAGAUUCUCUCAAAGACAAAUUUCUCUUUAGUUGAGAGAGAGAGGCUGUGCCAGAGGCCAGUUCAAAACAGGAGCCUUGCAUGUAGUACUCUGAAGCCUCUCCACUCUCUCUUUGUGGGCUCACUAUGUAGCCCAAUGACCCCAUGCUUUUCAAGACAUGUAAAGUUCUCCUUAGCACAGUUACUUGCAAAAUGUCACGUUCUGUCUUUUAUUUCAGUUCUAGCAAAAGUUUUAGCCAGGACGCCAGCUACUGCUGAAGUCUUUUCCAGGUCUGUAUUCUGGUUGCAGGUCAUAUAACUACAACUGAAAGAAAAACCUUUACAGUGUAGAAAAAGUGUCUGCUGACCUCUUACUGCCAGUUAGGGUUUGCAAUCUGUCUGUGCCAAUGCCAGUUUCUCAUAAGCAGAGACAGGAGGCUUUUUAUCCACAUGCUAGGCUCUUUUUGGUUUGGGAAAUAUUGCCAUUCACUUUUAAUUACAGUUCUAGAAGUGCAAGCUACAGGUCUUUAGUCAUUGCCCUACCUUUGAAAAAGUCUUGCCCUAAGUCCUUGCAUAGAAGUAUGAUUUGGCAGUUUUGCCUGGUGUUGUCAUAGACUCUCAGAACAGGCAUCUACUUUAUCUGCUCCCUGAAAUUUGCAAACUCUUGGUUGCGAUUGGUCUCCUGUGUCCAUUUUGUAUUUUUUUAUGUUAAAGCUCUUAAAUUGUUUCAGCAGCCAAACUGGACAUAAAGUUUCCAACAAAUUAUACCAUUUCAAUAUAUCUUUGUUCAACUUCUUAAUCUGUAGAUAAAUUAGUAAUCACCUGUAUUUCACCAGGAUCUGUCUAUAUCUCUUUUUCAGUCUGUAGUGUUACACUUACAUUUCUGUCAUCUGAAUUUUAAACCAGCAUCACCAGCCCUUUCCGAGAUUCCUGAGAAUGGUCUACUUUUAUUUGUCCCUGUAUCAGAACAUCAUUAGUGUAUGCUAUAUGCUCAGCAUUCAUGAAAAACAUAUUGUAUGUUUUUGUGAAACACCUCAAAGCCAGAUAAAGCAAUACCUUCCAAAGAGUUUGUUUAAAAAAGAACAGGCGUGAACUACUAUUUUUUUUAUGCCAGUACCCAGAUGAAGAAUCCAUUUUCAGAAAAUUUAUGUGACUUUCAUUUUUCCUAAAAUUUCUUUCCCAGUAAAGAUGCCAAGGCAGCUUCUCAGGAUAGUCAGAUUUUGACAGUGUUUCUCCAUCUAUCCAAAGUAUCAUUUCCUGACAUGCAUACCACAAAUUAAAUGGGAUCAAAUACUUCAUGAAACAUUUCAUGCUUGGAUUUAUUUUACAGCUGUUUUACCCAGAUGCUUCCACUUGCUAGUCUGCUAUUGGAAGCCUCUAGUUACCAACAGUGUUGUUAAUAUCUCUCACUAACCUUAAUUGUUGCUGUGACUGUUAUUGCAAUAUUUUUUGCUGUCAUGUCCUUUUCUUUGCAGAUUAGAUUUGCUUUGUUACAUUCUGUCAUUUUUUGUAGACUUUAAUUAAACAGUCCUGCAAGAAUAGCAGAUCUGGCAAAAGGUAGUUUUUAACAAGAUCCCAAAAGGAAAGAACUUCAUAAAGGCAGAGGGAGAUGUCUGCUUUCUCCAUUUCUAGGUCACAUCUCUCUGGUUGCACCAGGCAAUGUUAUAUUUCAGCAAAUGCCGUAAUGAAGUGCAUCUUUUUAUAUGUAUGCUUAAAAUUAUUUCUGAUAACCAUUUAAUAAAAGUAUAUUAAAUUAUGCUUAAAUGCUCUGAAAUAUCACUGACACAUUUAAUACAUGACAUCCUAAUAAAUAUUUUGGCAUGUUAGAAUCUGUAUCUGUCUACAUCUUAGGUACAGUUAUAUAUAUCCCUUUGAACAGCACACAGAUUAAUCACAGUAAAAGUGGAGGUAAGAAAUGAAACUAAUAUAUACAUUUGAAUUUUUCCCAAAUGAAAACUAGUCAGACCACAGGAUCUUAGCCCAGACCCAUUUUUUACCAAUAAUAUUGUUAUUCUACUGGUUUGGCAAAGACCGUAAUUUUGGAGUGUAUCUUAAAAACUCGAACUCAGUAAUGUAAUGAUGUAUUAAUAUCAAGCACAACAGGUCCUUUUUAAAAUCUUAGUACUAUUAGCUGCAAUAUAUUUGCAUACCAAAUGCUAGAUGUGAGUGCAUUGCAUAACUAACACCAGAAUCUCCUUGUGUACAGGAACAACAAUCUUGAUCUAAUAAACUUGGUUUUGUUUUUUUCCUACACUGUCCAGAGGUAUUGUACAUUCUCACCAGCCUAGCUCAUUUUCUUUGGAAAGCAAAUAAAUUAUGGGUUAAGUGACAGGUGGCUGAGAGUGUAGGCAUUAACUAUCCGAUUUGCAAGAAGUUUCUUCCUAGAUAGAUAGCAUGGAAAAAGAAUAAUACCUCAGCUAUAAACACAUUACUUCUCCUCCUCACACAGACCCAGAGUUUCCUAGAAUAGACCUUCUUAUUCAAAUAAUAAAGAUUGCCUGAUAAGAGUAUCAACUCCAAUUAAAGUCAAAUCAAUGCAUGUAUGUUGGAUCCUUUUUGUUUAACAGCAAACUCUGCCAUUUGAACCAGUUUUGGCAAAGAGAAGAAAAGUAACUAAAACAAUGGGAGUAAUCUUAAAGCAGAGGAAGGAGGAAGUGCACUCAACCCAGAGAUGCUGCAGAGACCAUCCAAAAUGGAAAGUGAAAGUCUAAAGAACACCACACACGCUGCCAGAUCCUCUUUUGGGAAGAGCACUGAACAAAGUUUGUGCAUUUAAGAUGACCUAGAUGAAUUUUCCCAGAGUAAAACUUCACUUUGGGGUAAAAAUACAGAGGUUGGUGAAGUAUACUUUCUCUGCAAAUACACCAGUUGCAAAGGAGGCAUCCAGAGGAAAAAGAAACAUAAAUAUACUUUAAAAACCCUUAAACAAUGAGAGAUGGCAGUAGAAGCAAUGCAUAAACACUAGCAAUAGUAGUGAAAAUGGUUCUCAGUACUCUUAAAUCUUAAAAAUUCAAAUCGGUAUCCUGGGGCAGGGGGGUUGUUUGUUGUGUUUUCUAUUGUGCUUUUGUUCAUUUUUUAAAAAAGGAUCAUCUCACACUUAGUCUUCACUUUUGCAUUUAAUAUGUCAAAAACAUAUUGAUCAUUCCUUCAUUCAGUAUCUCUUCUGUUGAGCGGGUUACUACAGCCUGAAUGUGUUCUCUCUUCCACUAGUGGAAAAGUGAUGGAGUUAACAGGCUUGUACAGUUGUGGGAGGAGACUCAAAUCAUACAUACAGAGAAACAGGCCUCCAAUACUCACAGCUAUUUGAUGUUUAAAGAAGACCACUAACCGGAAGUCUUUACAUAGAUACCCCUGGAUUACUUGAAUUCGGUAACACUUCAGCUUGUUGUAUGUGAUACGCUAAUUUCAGAAAGUUGACUUUUUAAAUGACAGUCAUUUUACAAAGCUAAACUUUUCUUUUUUCUUACUGCGGGUAUUAAAAUACCAAUAUAAUAAAGAACUAGCCCCAUUAGUUUAUACUUCACCAAGGGCUUCCCCUCCAACACACAAAUCUUGUGCCACAGUGAAGAAAUUGUCAGCGAUCCUUCUAACAUAAUGUUUAAAUCUUGCAUAAUUAAAGUCUGACAUAUGCCUGUUGCCUGAGAGACCAUACUGUCAAUGGACAAAGGGACAGCCCAGGGUGGCUCACUUCUUUGGUGGGAGUUUGCCUGUAUGGAGGCUGAAAGGACCACCUCAGUUGGAAAAUGACACCAGGGAAAGAGAAGACAGAGUUCUUCUUUCUCUUGGGUACAGCUUGCCAUCUGACUGGAUAACCUCAAUCUGGAAGUGGAACAGAUUUUGGCUAGCAACCAUUUACCUACAAAAGACUGCCAAGAGCACUGAGAGUCAGGGGUACUCACAAGAAAUAAAAUUGUUUUGCUUGAAUGCUGGGGUUGCAAAACAGGCAUUUGCUGAUCUGUUAUUCUGAGUUUCUUUCCUAUUUGGCUACUGCCCCAGAUUGUUUGCUGCUAGUGAUAUGUUACAUGUCCUUAGAGGUAGAGAUAUCCCAAAGUUUGCUUUGAGGAUUAAAGAUAUUAAGUGUUGUUAUUUAACAUAAUAAGAAAGAGGCCCAAACUGGUUUCCCGUUAAUCACAGGGGGAACCUUAACUACAUCCAAUACCAAUUUAAACCAAGAGAAAACCUAUAAGAGCAAAAAUAGCAUCCGGUGGCAUAUAAAUGCAUAAAUCCAGACAGAUCAUAUUAGAAUUUCUGACCAUAUUACUGGUGUUAGUUUCAUAGCACCCACCUGGCUUGUCCAUCUACCCCAUACCGUGCUAAUUUCUUGAAGCCAAUGUUCCUCGUACAUUAGACCCUGGCAGCACAAGGUUAUUUCAUGCUCCUUCUUUGACAAAGGGGGAGAUUUCUGAUCUCUAAUGAAAUGAGUUCCAUCAUUUCUACCUAAAUUACUUCAUAAGAUAGUGAACUUCUUCAAUAUAUUCUCUGGUUUGAGUGUUAUUCCUGGAUAAGCAACCUGCAGGCAAAUGGUCAAAACUACCUAACAAAUGCCGUUUUCCUCAGCAGUCUAUAUUGCCUGCAGACCAGCCCACAGGUGGGCUGAGCAGCCAUCAAAGGAGCCUGAAAAGGAGGUUAGUUCCUCUUGACACCCCCUGACAAAAUGCAGCAGGGCAGGAUAUGGUAUUCCUAAGAACUGUAUGGAUCUUUUUACUUGGUAAUCCAACACAACUCAAAUGAGUGAGAGCUGAAACCUCAGUCCUUAAAUUUACUUUAAAGAGCCUAAUAAUGUAAACUUAAGUAGUAGCUUGUUGGCCUAUGAUCCAAGCAUAAAAUAGAAAUCUUAGGUUUUAUACCCUUUGCAGCUAACCUGAAAUGUUCAUAACAUUUUCUGGUUGUCUUAUGAAACUACAGUACAAGAACAGGACAUGUUUGGUAUUCUGUUUGUGUCUACUAAAAGCUAAGGGCUACACAGCAGCUAGCUGUGCACAGAUGCAGAUACCUCCCAUCAGUAUGUUCUCAUUUCCUGAAAGCAAAAUAAAUAGAAAGGUUGGAAGUGACAUGAACUUAACUGGGUAGAGUACUAGAGCAUCUUUUCUAGCAAGUAUAAAUUGUUCCACUGCUUGGUGUUUGUUAUUUCUUGUUCUGUUCAUUAUGUCUUUUGCAUAGUAUAAUAAAGUCGAUAAGCUGAA
This is a messenger RNA of Dromaius novaehollandiae (emu), 7158 nucleotides long. RefSeq names its product ligand-dependent nuclear receptor-interacting factor 1-like. Lineage: Eukaryota; Metazoa; Chordata; Aves; Casuariiformes; Dromaiidae. Gene Ontology annotation, molecular function: nuclear retinoic acid receptor binding. The record is from RefSeq and is a predicted model, not a curated record. The transcript is spliced from 2 exons. Gene Ontology annotation, biological process: regulation of DNA-templated transcription. Bases 1 to 1314 code for a protein of 437 amino acids.